AUGAUUAUUGCCACAGAUACACAUCGGGCCCUCCAGGCCAUGGAGCGCUUACAGGCAAAACUUCGUGAUCGAGGUGACAUUGCCAACGAGGAGAAGCUGAGCUUGUUAAAAUCAGUGCUGCAGAGUCCUCUCUUUAAUCAAAUUCUCAAUCUUCAGACUUCUGUUCAACAACUGAGAGAUCAGGUAAAUAUUACACCUUCCAUACAUUCCACUGGCGAAUUCCCACAACUUCUUCACCAUGGUGCGAACCUGGGGUCCUUGCCGCAUGAUGAGUCAUAUUUGUUGGCUCAGCAGAAUGGCAGUCCAGCUAAUGUGCUAGAAGCAUCGAUGAGAUCCGUUACUCCUCAGAUUAAUGGGAAGUCCUCUAGUGAUGACUUUGAGCAGCUGGUCAGAAAUAUGUCUCAGGGUCGUCUUGUUGAGACCAUUGAGCUUACUAAACCUUUAAGUGGUGGUCUGGGCUUCAGUGUUGUGGGACUCAAGAGUGAAAACAGGGGUGAACUGGGAAUAUUUGUGCAAGAAAUCCAGGAAGGAAGCGUGGCACAUAGAGAUGGAAAGCUGAAGGAAGCAGAUCAAAUCCUUGCUAUUAACGGACAAGCCCUUGAUCAGACAAUUACACAUCAACAGGCUAUCAGCAUUUUACAGAAAGCAAAAGAUAAUGUCCAGCUAGUUGUGGCCAGGGGCACUUUCCCUCAGCUCAUCAGUCCUGUAGUUUCCCGGUCUCCAUCUGCUGCUAGCACAGUUUCCGCCCAUUCCAACCCGGUUCGCUGGCAGCAUGUGGAGACCAUUGAGUUGGUGAAUGAUGGCUCAGGUCUGGGAUUUGGGAUAGUGGGAGGAAAGUCAACUGGAGUCAUUGUUAAAACCAUCCUCCCAGGAGGGGUGGCUGAUCAGCAUGGGAGAUUGUGUAGCGGAGACCACAUCUUGAAAAUUGGUGAUACAGACCUAGCUGGAAUGAGCAGUGAGCAGGUGGCACAAGUUCUGAGGCAGUGUGGAAAUCGAGUGAAACUGGUAAUUGCAAGAGGUCCUAUUGAGGAGCCAUCUCCACCAGCAGUCCCUCCAGGUACGCCAGUACCCACCUCCACACCUGAGAAGCAGGCAGAUGCUUCUGUUGAUAGCUGCGAAGAUGGGGAGAAAUUUAAUGUUGAACUCACUAAAAACAACCAGGGAUUAGGAAUAACUAUUGCUGGUUACAUUGGAGACAAAACGUCAGAACCUUCUGGUAUCUUUGUGAAAAGCAUUACAAAAGGCAGUGCUGUUGAGCAUGACGGCAGAAUCCAUGUGGGAGAUCAAAUUAUAGUUGUGGAUGGAACAAAUCUUCAGGGUUUUACUAACCAGCAAGCAGUUGACGUUUUGCGGCACACAGGACAAACGGUUCGGCUCACUUUGAUCAGAAGAGGGUUUAAGCAGGAAAAUCAUAUUCAGCCCCAGGAGGACUUCAGUGCUGCUGUUGAAAAGGACUUACUGUUCCAAACAAGGGAUAGUAGCACAGCCAAAGAUAACAGUGAAACAGAACUGGGAACCCCAUCCCUGCCAUGCAGUGCCGGUGCGGCAAAUACUGGGGAGGACGUGAAACAACAGGAAAAAGAUUUCCAGCUAACUACUACAGAAGAAGGAGCUACAAAGGCAAAGUGGCAGAGAAUUAUGGGUACGAAUUAUGAAAUAGUGGUGGCUGUAGUUAACAAAUUUAGUGAAAGCAGUGGGUUAGGGAUAAGCCUUGAGGCUACAGUAGGACAUCAUUUCAUCAGAUCUGUCUUACCGGAGGGGCCAGUUGGACGAAGUGGCAAGCUGUUCAGUGGAGAUGAGCUGCUGGAAGUGAAUGAGAUAUCUUUGCUUGGAGAAAACCACAAGGAUGUGGUCAGUAUCUUGAAAGAACUGCCUAUUAAGGUGACAAUGGUGUGCUGUCGUCCGGUAGCUUCCCCCAUCACUCAUCCAGAAGUACUGGAGAGUCUAAGUCUAUCUGAGGUUCAGCUCACAGAAAAGGCUCACGUAGAACUUGGAUUCAUUGGCUCUUCUGACACAGAGGGAACAGCUUUGGAGAUAGCUGACGAGGGUCAGAGUAUGGAAGAGGUGCAAAGCUCUUCUUUGGCAAUGUGGGAAACAGAAGUACAGCACAUUGAGCUGGAGAAAGGGAGUACAGGACUUGGAUUUAGCAUAUUGGACUACCAGGAUCCUGUUGAUCCAGCAAACACUGUAAUUGUGAUUCGCUCAUUAGUUACUGGGGGAGUGGCUGAGCAAGAUGGCAGACUUCUUCCCGGAGAUCGGCUUAUGUUUGUCAACGAUAUCAACUUGGAAAAUGGCAGCCUGGAGGAAGCAGUACAAGCGCUGAAAGGAGCCCCAACAGGAACAGUUAAAAUAGGAGUUGCCAAACCACUGCCUCUUUCACCAGAGGAGGGCUAUGUCUCUGCUAAGGAAGAUUGCUUUUUCUACACUGCCCAGUCACUUGAGGAGGAGGGGCCAGCUGAUGCAGCCCUCUUCCAUGCUGAGCUGGCUCUGGUGGACUCCAGCGAGGCAGAUCUAGCGGAUGAGUCCACCUUUGAAUCGCAGUAUUCUCUAGACAGUGACGUCUUCCAGGCUUCAAUGAUAGCUCUACAUGGCAGUACCUGUAGCGGUGAGCUGAACUACACCUUCUGUCUUCCAUUGUCAACUCCUAAGUCUGUUGGAGAGGAAUGUUCAAAUGCUGCAGCCGAUUCCCAUGUAUCUAACAAGAAUCUGUACAACAUGGAUCUAAGUCAGAGAGAGCAAAAGUCUGUAGCAGGGAAUAGCCUGGAAACUGCCACUGGUGUUGCUAAAAACGAUCUUCUGCCUCUGGAUGUUUCGGAUACCAACCAAAAUGAAAGUGAAAACACGGCAACAUGGACUGGAUCUCAGAAAACAGCAGAAAUUGCACCAAGUACAGGCCUUGCUACUACCAUGCAGCUUGAUCCCACUGGAAAAGAUCAAGUGCUUUUGGUGGAGAAGAGAUGCCCAGUAGCUUUGGAGAGAAUUUCCACAAUCCCAAAUUCAGUCAAAAAUGUGUACGAGAAGACUAUCAGUAUUGCAAAAGGCAAUUCAAGUCUAGGGAUGACAGUAAGUUCCAAUAAAAACGGCUCAGGAAUGAUAGUCCGCAGCGUCAUCCAUGGAGGCUCAAUAAGCCGUGAUGGACGGAUUGGUGUGGGGGACUGCAUCCUGUCCAUUAAUGAAGAGUCAACCACUGACUUAACCAACGCACAAGCCCGGGCUAUGCUAAGGAGGCACUCGCUCAUUGGACCAGAUAUAAAUAUUACGUAUGUGCCUGCAGAAAAUUUGGACGAGUACAGGGCCAAUUUGGGACAACAGACAGAGGGAGCUGUGCCACUUGAGCUUUUUCCUUCACAUACUGUCAGGGAACUCCCAGAGCUUCCAGAACGUGAAGAGGGGGAGGGCGAAGAAAGUGAACUUCAAAAUGCAGCUUUCAGUAACUGGAACCAGCCCAGAAAGGUUGAACUCUGGAGAGAGCCUAGCAAGUCACUGGGAAUCAGCAUUGUUGGAGGACGAGGGAUGGGGAGCCGCCUGAGUAAUGGAGAAGUGAUGAGAGGGAUCUUUAUCAAGCACAUCCUGGAAGACAGCCCAGCUGGCAAAAAUGGGACGCUGAAAACCGGAGAUCGAAUCGUGGAGGUGGAUGGAAUUGAUCUCAGAGAUGCCAGCCAUGAACAAGCUGUGGAAGCCAUACGGAAGGCAGGCAAUCCUGUAGUCUUUAUGGUACAAAGCAUUAUAAGCAAACCAAGGCCAGAGUCUCUUUAUAGCCCUUCUUCAGCUUCUGCUCACUGUGGGCAGAAAACUACUAACCCCUUUUAUCGUCAAUCAUUUAAGAACCCUUCCCUGCCUUUACCACAGAACAGUCUUUUCUGUAGGCCAGCUGUCUUCAGCAGCACUAACCCGUUUGCUGAUUCUUCUCAGUUCAACACUAACAAGGUAUUUGGUCAGUCCGAUUUAGAACCAGAAAAGACUUCACUGUGUAACUUGCCUGUGCCCCCGCCUUCAGCAUUUUCAGGAAUGAGCUGUGAUGUUGCACAGUCAUCUUCUAGCAGAGCCCCAGAGGAUGGGGAAAAGGAGGAUGAGUUCGGUUACAGCUGGAAAAAGAUCAUGCAGCGCUAUGGAAGUCUGCCGGGGGAGCUACACAUGAUUGAACUGGAAAAAGGAAGGACAGGUCUGGGACUUAGUCUUGCUGGUAACAAAGACCGAUCCAGGAUGAGUGUCUUUGUAGUCGGAAUUGAUCCAAAUGGAGCAGCUGGCAAAGAUGGCAGGUUACAGAUUGCAGAUGAGUUACUAGAGAUAAAUGGGCAAAUACUCUAUGGAAGGACUCAUCAGAAUGCUUCCUCAAUAAUCAAAUGUGCACCAUCUAAAGUAAAAAUAAUCUUUAUCAGAAAUAAAGAUGCAGUACAUCACAUGGCUGUUUGCCCUGCAAAGUCGGUAGAGGCUUCACAGUGUACCUCAGGGACUCUUCCAGAGAUUGAUAUCACUGCUGCAAACUCCAGUGCUUGUUCUGACUUCAGUUCCUGUAAAAACAUUCAGUAUGUGGAACUCCCUAAGGAUCAAGGAGGCUUUGGAAUUGCCAUUAGUGAGGAAGACACAAUUCAUGGAGUAGUUAUUAAGAGUUUAACAGAUCAUGGUGCAGCAGCAAAGGAUGGACGAAUCAAAGUUGGAGAUCGGAUCCUGGCAGUGGAUGAUGAAAUUGUUGUGGGAUAUCCAGUAGAAAAGUUUAUUAAUCUGCUGAAGACAUCCAAAACUAUGGUGAAACUUACAAUCAACUCAGUGGAGACAGAUAGCCUGACUGCAGCACCAGUUCCUCCCAGUACUGCCCCAGCAGAGAGGAGGAGUAUGCAGCCACCAGCAAGUCUUCCCUCUUCCAGCUCACCAGAACCAGAAGCCAUGAAAAACACAAGCAGAUCUUCAACUCCAGCCACAUUAGUCUCUGACCCAGCUACUUGUCCCAUCAUUCCUGGAUGUGAAACAACCAUCGAUAUCUCCAAAGGGCGGACUGGUCUUGGUCUGAGCAUUGUUGGAGGAGCAGACACUUUGCUGGGAGCAAUUAUAAUCCAUGAAGUAUAUGAAGAAGGAGCAGCAUCUAAAGAUGGGAGACUGUGGGCUGGCGACCAGAUACUAGAGGUGAACGGGAUUGACCUCAGGAAUGCCACACAUGAUGAAGCGAUAAAUGUCCUCCGACAGACUCCCCAAAAAGUUCGUCUGACUGUAUACAGAGACGAGGCCCAGUACAAGGAGGAAGACAUGUAUGAUGUACUCAAUAUAGAGCUCCAAAAGAAGCCUGGAAAAGGCCUUGGGCUGAGUAUUGUUGGGAAAAGAAACGAUACAGGGGUGUUUGUGUCAGACAUCGUCAAAGGAGGAAUAGCAGAUACAGAUGGAAGAUUGAUGCAAGGAGACCAGAUACUGACAGUGAAUGGAGAAGAUGUUCGAAAUGCUAACCAGGAGGCUGUUGCAGCUUUGCUAAAGUGUUCACUAGGUAUGGUAAGACUAGAGGUCGGAAGAAUAAAAGCUGGUCCAUUCCACUCUGAGAGGAGAACAUCCCAGAGCAGCCAGGUCAGUGAAGGAAGCGGCAGUCUCUCAUCCUUCACUUUCCCAGUUUCUGGGUCCAGUGCACCUGAGGUCUCUGAAAGUGGUCUGAAGAAGAAUACCACAGCUUCUGAAAUACAGGGACUAAGAACAGUUGAAAUAAAAAAGGGCCCUGCAGAUUCACUAGGAGUGAGCAUUGCUGGAGGUGUAGGAAGUCCUCUUGGAGAUGUUCCUAUAUUUAUUGCCAUGAUGCACCCGAAUGGAGUUGCAGCUCAGACUCAGAAACUCAGAGUUGGGGACAGGAUUGUUAGCAUCUGUGGAACAUCUACGGAGGGCAUGACUCACUCCCAAGCUGUUAGUCUCUUAAAAAAUGCUUCAGGCACUAUUGAGUUGCAGGUUGUCGCUGGAGGAGAAGUGAGUGUCAUAACUGGUCAUCAGCAAGAUCCACCUACGUCCAGUCUUUCAUUUGUGGGACUAACUUCAACCAGCAUUUUUCAGGAUGAGUUGGGACCUCCUCAGUACAAGACCAUUACUCUGGAUAGAGGACCAGAUGGCCUAGGCUUUAGUAUUGUGGGUGGUUAUGGCAGCCCCCAUGGAGACUUACCUAUUUAUGUGAAGACGGUGUUUGCAAAGGGUGCAGCAGCAGAAGAUGGACGCUUGAAGAGAGGGGAUCAAAUCAUUGCUGUGAAUGGGCAGAGUUUAGAAGGGGUGACCCAUGAGGAAGCGGUUGCUAUUCUGAAAAGGACGAAAGGAACGGUCACUUUGACUGUUUUGUCAUGAACUGGCUGCCUGAAGGGGUAGGGUCAGUAAGACUAUGGUAUUUACACUCCACAUAGCAAAGAGAAUGGAAAUGUUUAUAUAGCCUUCUUGCUUUUUCAGCUUUACAGAACUGUGUUACAACACUGAAGAAUAAUAACAUUUAACCAAAUUUUUGUACACAGUAGAAGUAUUUCUCUUACCGUCAAGCCACUGGGGUGGAGUUAUGUCAGCUAUGUAAAGACAUGGAUAUUUUUCCUAUGAGUGUUACACAGAAUGCUUCUAAGUCACCAGAAAAAAAAAAAAAAAGGAACAUUUGCAUUAAUAACCACACAACAAAACUGGAAUGUUUUGCUAAGAAGCUUUGGAUAUUUGAAAUAUGUUGGAAAAAUGAUAAAGUCAACAAGGAGGUGGCAUGAGUGGCAAUAGUCAGAAAACAGAAAUAAGGUUAUUGAAGAAAGAAUUAACAAAAUAUCAAAUUCUACAAAAAGAAGAAAUAGUAUGUAGUCUGGAGGCAGAUUAUUAAUGGAUUUAGAUGGCUAUUUGUGUUAUUUCACAAUGCCCACGUAGGAGGACCUGAGUGGGUGGCUUGGGUGAGGUUUUUUUCUGCCUGUUUGUGCGUUUAAAUAUCCUAAGCCAUGGUGUAUCAAAAAAAAAAAAAAAAGAAAACUGUGUUUUAGUUUGGCUUAGGUUUGAGGGUUUAGCUUUGUUAUUUGUUUGGGGUUUUCUUUUGUUUGAGGCAGGAGUGUAUGUGUGUUUUGAAAGGAGAGGACUUGUGCUCAAGGCUGAGAAAGCCAUUUGCUAGAGGAAGCUACUCCUGGCGAAUGAGAGUGCCUAGCAACUGCAGUAUUAGAACAACUAGAUUUCUUUUAUAGUAGUAGUGGUUUUAGCCUAUAUGGAUGUGAAAGCAACCUUUCCAAUGUGAAACAUGUGUAAGGGAAUCACAGAAUCAUUAGGGUUGUAAGGGACCUCUGGAAAUCAUCCAGUCCAACCGCCCUGCCAAAGCAGGGCCACCUACAGCAGGUUACACAGGAACACGUCCAGGUGGGUUUUAAAUGUCUCCAGAGAGGGAGACUCCACAACCCCCCUGGGCAGUCUGUUCCGGGACUCUGCCACCCUCAACGUAAAGAAGUUCUUCCUCACGUUGAGGUGAAAUAUCUUGUGUUUUAGUUUGUGGCCAUUGCUCCUCAUCCUGUUGCUGGGCGCCACUGAAAAGAGUCUGGCAUCAUCCUCCUGGCACCCACCUAUGAGCUAUUUAUAUGCAUUAAUGAGAUCCCUUCUCAGUCUUCUCUUCUCUAGAAGAGAAAGUUGUCCUUUUCCAGUGCGCUUCAAGUAAGCUACUUGAAUCAGAGCCACAAACAAACCUCUGAGGACAGGUUUACUUAGCUUGUGGAUGUUGGUUAGGCCAGGAUGGAAGAAGUGGAAGAAGUUGAUGUUAUGUUGUUACGGCCAUUGUCAGUAGCAGCAGAGGUUGGGUCCUCUUUGGACUGAGGAAACCCAAAACCAGGAGUUGAGGGUAGGUAGAAGGCUGAAAAUCCCCCCUAGUGGAGGUGAGUAGUAACACAGCAGUGAAGGUCUUUCUGUGUCAGCAUUGAGCAGAAGAGGAGGUUUGAGGGCAACAAAUACUGGUUUGGGCCCUCAGAUUUAAUUUUAAAGGCUCAAAUACAAGACAGUGUCUAGUCCAUGGAGCAGUUGUUUGACCAUCAGUGUGGUCAAUAAAGCUAUGAACAUCCUCAGUUUCCUAAGUUUCCAAAGAUUUCCAAAAUAAAACUUUAUCCAAACCCUUAGCUGAUUGUAAGCUGCCUUUGCCUCUGCUCCUUUAAAUUGGCUCCUAGGAAUCUAGCAGAUAAAGCGCACUUUGCCUAUAAUUUACCUUCCUGCAGAAAAAUUUACUAAGUCUUUUGAGGGAGAUUGCUAAUUACCAGCAAUAACCUUUGUGUUAAUUAGCAAAAAAAAAAAAAAAACCUGUGGCAAGAAGGCCACUGUGUCAGUUGUCAUUUAGGAGAAAUCUGAACUGAAACUGCAGGGAAUGGUCAGGCUGUUAUUAGGGGAAGAUACAAAAGACUAGCAUUUGUUUUAGUGGGACACAAAAACAGUAUUAAGAAUGUCUGUGAAAUAGUAUUAACAGAUUGAUAGCUAUGUCUAAGUGAAUUAACUAAAUAAACCACCUUCUUUGUCUUUUUAACUAUUCCAGAAGUUACACUGUGCUAGGCUAAGAUGGAAGAAAACAGAUGGUACCAUUACUGGAUGCUGUUGUUACUGAAUUGUUUUUCUAUACUUAUUCCUUGGUUAGAGUGAGAAAUGCCUACAUUAGAGUAUGUAAAGUCACUUUAAAUAGUAUCUAUAUUUGUAACAAGUAGUGUACAGACGUUUUGUUACUGCUGUUCUGUCUAAAUGGAAGGUUUAAGUGAAUAAAUUGCGAACUGUUAUGAUGAAAAAAUAAA
Messenger RNA from Strigops habroptila (Kakapo), 8723 nucleotides. RefSeq names its product multiple PDZ domain crumbs cell polarity complex component (gene MPDZ). Gene Ontology annotation, molecular function: protein binding. The transcript is spliced from 46 exons. The record is from RefSeq and is a predicted model, not a curated record. Lineage: Eukaryota; Metazoa; Chordata; Aves; Psittaciformes; Psittacidae. Bases 1 to 6303 code for a protein of 2100 amino acids.